GCGGCCGUGGAGGGGAAGGUGGCGGUUUCCCCUGAGGAGGGUGUUUGUCUUUAAAGCUGACGCUCCCCGUCCCGCUCCCCGCAGGGAAGGCUGAGGGCGCUGCCGGCGCUGAAGUCCUUGUUGGGGUCCCCGCCCGGGAGCCUCUCUCAGCGGUCCUUCUGACUGUGUGAGGGGAGCUGAUUAACAGGCUGUGGGGACGCCUUUGAAGGCACAUUCUGUGACUCCUCAACAUAUUGUCUCCUGAGGAAACAACCCAGACCCCAUCAGGACCAGGACCAAAUGGCUGCUUCUCAGGGACCGUUGACCUUCAGGGAUGUGGCCAUAGAUUUCUCUCAGGAGGAGUGGGAAUGCCUGGACCCAGAUCAGCGGAAAUUGUACCUGGAUGUGAUGUUGGAGAACUACAGCAACCUGGUGUCCGUGGCUAUACCAUCUAAAGAUAACCAAGCCUUUAUGCCAAAGCCCAGAAUACAGGAUUUAUUCCCUGAAAUAAUACUGAAUACACAAAAUGGAGAUAGCAGUUAUCAGUGGAUUGAACAUUGGAAGAAAUCUAAGCAAGAGUCAUAUCUUAAUCAUCGGACAAGUGAGCUCACAGGGGACCAAUGUAAAAGUGGAAAUGUCUUUGACCAAAUGUCUUUUCACAAUAUACGUCAGGUUAUUCCUAUUGUGGAAAACACACACAAACGUUCACAAUGUGGCAAAGCCUUUAGCAUACCCUCCACCCUUAUUCUUCAUCAUAGAAUGCACACUGGAGAGAAACCUUAUAAAUGUAGAGAAUGUGGCAAAGCAUUCCUCCAAGCCUCAUACAUGAAUCGACAUCAGAAAGUUCAUACUGGAGAGAAACCUUACAAAUGUAGAGAAUGUGGCAAAGCCUUUACUAAGUCCUCCAACGUUAAUCGUCAUCAGCGUACUCAUACUGGAGAGAAGCCUUACAAAUGCAUGGAAUGUGGCAAAGCAUUCAUUGAAUUUGCAAAACUUAAACAACAUCAAACAGUUCACUCUGGAGAGAAGCCUUACAAAUGCACAGAAUGUGGCAAAGCAUUCAUUGAGUUUGCAAAACUUAAACAACAUCAAACAGUUCAUACUGGAGAGAAGCCUUAUAAAUGUACAGAAUGUGACAAAGUCUUUAGGUGUUCUUCAAGACUUAGAAUUCAUCAGAGAAUUCACACUGGGGAGAAACCUUACAAAUGUAGAGAAUGUGGCAAAGCCUUCAGUAAUUCCUCCUCCCUUAAUAGACAUCAGACAGUUCAUACUGGUGAGAAGCAAUACAAAUGUACAGAAUGUGGCAAAGCCUUUGCUGACUCCUCAUCCCUUCGUUAUCAUCAGAGAGUUCAUACUGGAGAGAAGCCGUUCAAAUGUAAAGAAUGUGGCAAGGCAUUCAGUUUCGCAGCAUCCCUUAAUUAUCAUCAGAGAGUUCAUACUGGAGAGAAGCCUUAUAAAUGUAGAGAAUGUGACAAAGCCUUCAGCCGCUCUUCAUCCCUUAAUCAGCAUCACAGAGUGCAUACUGGUGAGAAGCCUUUCAAAUGUAAAGAAUGUGGCAGAGCAUUCAGUUCGGCAUCAUCCCUUAAUUAUCAUCAGAGAGUUCAUACUGGAGAGAAGCCUUAUAAAUGUAGAGAAUGUGGCAAAGCCUUUAGGAAGUACUCACACUUUACUUCUCAUCAGAGAGUUCAUACUGGAGUAAAGCCUUAUAAAUGUAGAGAAUGCGCCAAAUCCUUUGGCACCUCCUCAGACCUUACUAGGCAUCAGAGAGUUCAUUCUGGAGAGAAGCCUUAUAAAUGCAGAGAAUGUGGCAAAACCUUUAGCCAGUCCUCGCUCCUUACUUCUCAUCAGAGAGUUCUCCAUGGAGUGAAGCCUUAUAAAUGUAGAGAAUGCGCCAAAUCCUUUGGCUUCUCCUCAGAGCUUACUAGGCAUCAGAGAGUUCAUACUGGAGAGAAGCCUUAUAAAUGCAGAGAAUGUGGCAAAGCCUUCAGUCAGUCCUCAAACCUUAUAUAUCACCAGAGAGUUCACACUGGAGAGAAGCCUUAUAAAUGUAGAGAAUGCGACAAAUCCUUUGGCUACUCCUCAGAGCUUACUAGGCAUCAGAGAGUUCAUACUGGAGAGAAGCCUUAUAAAUGCAGAGAAUGUAGCAAAGCCUUUAGCCAGUCCUCACAUGUUACUUCUCAUCAGAGAGUUCACACUGGAGAGAAGCCUUAUAAAUGUAGAGAAUGUGCCAAAUCCUUUCGCUACUCCUCACAGCUUACAUCUCAUCAGAGAGUUCACACUGGAGAGAAGCCUUAUAAAUGUAGAGAAUGCGCCAAAUCCUUUGCCAACCCCUCAAACCUUACUAAGCAUCACAGAGUUCAUACUGGAGAAGCCUUUCAAAUGUAAAGAAUGUGGCAAGGCAUUCAGUUUUGCAGAAUCCCUUAAUUAUCAUCAGAGAGUUCAUACUGGAGAGAAGCCUUAUAAAUGUAGAGAAUGUGGCAAAGCCUUCUGCCACCCUUCAUCCCUUA
This is a messenger RNA of Myotis lucifugus (little brown bat), 2486 nucleotides long. Its product is annotated as zinc finger protein 420-like. Gene Ontology annotation, molecular function: DNA-binding transcription repressor activity, RNA polymerase II-specific; RNA polymerase II cis-regulatory region sequence-specific DNA binding. The transcript is spliced from 6 exons. Gene Ontology annotation, biological process: negative regulation of transcription by RNA polymerase II. NCBI's taxonomy places the organism in Eukaryota, Metazoa, Chordata, Mammalia, Chiroptera, Vespertilionidae. The record is from RefSeq and is a predicted model, not a curated record. Bases 280 to 2364 code for a protein of 694 amino acids.